UAUCCCACCUUUGGCUAUAAAUGCUAUUGUGCCAUUAAUUCCUAAGGACCUCUUGAAUUUGUCAAACUUUUAUACAAAGCUUCUCAUUAAGAAGGUCUUCAAUGGCCUAUAGAAGAAGCACAGCCUCCUCUAUCUUUGAUGCCUUCUCUCUAAACCCUCUUCCAUACCCAGUUCUGCUAAUUCUAGCAGUGAUCUCAAUCUUUCUUGGCACCUCAUGGUACUUCUCUUAUGAGGAAGCUGUGGAAAGUGCUGAAGAACAAAUGGGUUGGCUGCUUUUGGCCACACCUAUAGUGUUACUCAUCCUAGUCCGGUGGUUGUCAUCCAUGGAAAAUCCAAACUUUCUCUUUUCCAUGUCACCAUGGGACCAGCGCCGCCGAACCCACCACCGGCCCUCGGAGGGAAGCUCACCAUGGGGUGUUGCUGCUUUGAUUGUGUUGUUGCUUGUUAUGGUGCAAUACCGGUCUGUCUUUACUGAUGGCUGGUUAGUUUAGAUAUACAGAACUAUAUAAGAUAUAUGAGAACAUAUGCUGUUAUUUGGUUGAAACAGAUUAGUUUGUAGAUAGUUUGGAAAAAUGGAGUUUGUGUUUUGUUAGAGUAAAGACAGGUUAUAUAGAUCAUGAUAAUAUACAUGACUGUUGUAUAUAGUAAAGGAUGAUGAAUUGUAAUUGGUUUGGGUUUUUGGUAGAUAUAAAUAUGUGAGUGAUAUGUAUCAUGUUUUUUCUUCUUCUUUUUCAUUGCAAUAUAUAGCAAAGUUCUGAUGAUGGUUUAGAUA
Molecule: messenger RNA, 772 nt
Organism: Quercus lobata
Lineage: Eukaryota; Viridiplantae; Streptophyta; Magnoliopsida; Fagales; Fagaceae
Exons: 1
Coding region: 102-491 (129 amino acids)
Source: RefSeq, a predicted model, not a curated record